UAACCUCAUUUAAUCUGUGUCAGGCGUUCAUCCACUGAAACAUCCUAUUCAUCAACCGCCCUCCCGUUCAACUGGAAAAGAAAUUAUUUUUUCCCCUACCUCAAAUGCUCUUUGGAAUUUAUUGUACUUAUCUGGUUUGAUGUUCUUGUUGACUGUAUCGGGGGUGUUUCAAUAAUUUGGACAGAUUAUAUUUGAAGACUGAAUAUCUGAAAUGAGGUUAUUGUUUUGAGAACUUUAGGUGGAAUUAGAUCAUCUUUUGCAUAGUAUAGCAUUGAACAACACAGCAGAAUAGGGACUUUUAAGUGAGAUUUUGAGGAUAGAUCAUCAUGGAAGACCGCAAUUUAUCUCCAGGGCCUAUGCUGGGUGCUUAUGCUGAUUCAGCUAUGGACAUUGAAUACAUGGAUAAAUUAUUGUUAGAAGGAUGCUGGCUGGAAACAAUUGACGGGUCUGAGUUCUUCAAUACUAGCCCCUCUAGUUCUGCUGCCCUUGUUGAUGCUUCGUUUCUAUGGUCUACUUCAGAGAUCAGUAAUGUUGAUUUGGCUUCCUCUACAUCCCAGAGAAGCAAUCAAGAUGAUGAACAUACAUCAUUGUUGCCCACUAAUUCAUCCUCAAAUGAAGCCCGUGGCAGAAGUCUGUUUAAUGUUCAGGCUCAUGGCCAGGACUUACGUAGUGCCAACAGAUUGGAAAAUAAUAGAAAUGAAGGUUCUGAAGUAAGCAAAAGUUGGUGGAUUGGACCAAGAACAAGUCCAGGCCCCAAUUCUGUCAGGGAUAGAUUAAUUAGAGCACUUGGAUAUAUUAAAGAUUUCACAAAAGAUAAAGAUAUCCUUAUACAAAUAUGGGUCCCUGUAGACAGAGGAGGUAGGCGUGUUCUAACAACUCAUGACCAACGUUUUGCCCUUGUUCCCAACUGUCAAAGGUUGGCAAAUUACAGAGACAUAUCCGUUAACUAUCAAUUUUCAGCUGAGGAGGAUUCCAAGGACAUGGUGGGGCUUCCUGGUCGGGUUUUCUUAGGCAAGGUUCCUGAGUGGACACCUGAUGUUCGAUUCUUUAGAAGUGAUGAAUAUCCACGGGUAGAUCAUGCUCAACUGUAUGAUGUACGUGGAACUCUGGCCCUUCCUGUUUUUGAACAAGGCAGCAGGACUUGCUUGGGGGUUAUUGAAGUGGUAAUGACUAAACAAAAGAUCAAGUACCAUCCUGAGCUUGAAAGCAUUUGCAAGGCACUUAAGGCAGUAGAUCUUCAGAGUUCUGAAGUUCCAAGCUUGCAGCAUGUAAAGGCAUGUGAUAUGUCCUACCAAGCUGUGUUACCUGAGAUUCACGAGGUUCUGAGAUCUGCUUGUGAGACACAUAAAUUGCCGUUAGCUCAAACUUGGGUCCCAUGCAUCCAGCAAGGCAAGGCAGGGUGCCGACAUUCUGCUGAAAACUACCAUCAUUGUGUUUCCACUGUGGAUCUUGCUUGCUAUGUACAUGACACUGGUGUCCAGGCUUUUCAUGAGGCUUGCUCUGAGCAUCACUUGUUAAAAGGUCAAGGAGUUGCUGGGGAAGCCUUUUUGACUAACCAACCUUGCUUCACAAGUGACAUAACUUCAUAUGGCAAAACUGAGUAUCCUCUUUCUCACCAUGCAAGGAUGUUUGGGUUGCAUGCUGCUGUUGCAAUUCGCCUAAGAAGUGUGCACACUGGUACAGCUGACUUUGUGCUGGAGUUCUUUUUGCCUGCGGAUUGCACAGAUCCUGAAAAACAGAAGAAAAUGCUUACUUCAUUGUCCAUCAUUAUACAACAGGUCUGCCGGUCCUUACGGGUAAUAGCAGACAAGGAGCUAGAGGAAACUGACUUGCCAAUUAGUGAAGUUUUAGCCCCUUCAUAUGGUACACCUCCCAGAGAAGAGAUGUUAAGGGUGACACAGCCCAACUCUGAAAGCUAUGGUGGAGAUCAUUUGUCCUGGAGUGACCGUUUCACAGGGAUCCAACAAAGUGGAAGUGUUGUCUCAUCAUGUCAAGAAGAGAAGCAAAAGGUAUUAAUACAUAAAAAUUCUGUGGGCCGCAGGCAAAAUCAAGAAGAUUAUAGUCUAAAGGUGAGUGUUGAAUGUGGUGGUGAUUCUGCAGUUGCUGAAGGUAGCUUUUCAAGUGUCUGUGUAGGUAGAACAAGAGAGAAAAGACGAACCAGGGCAGAGAAAGCAAUCACCUUGCAAGUUCUUCAGCAAUAUUUUGCUGGAAGCUUAAAAGAUGCUGCAAAAAGCAUUGGUGUGUGCACCACAACCUUGAAAAGAAUAUGUAGGCAACAUGGAAUAAAACGAUGGCCUUCUCGGAAAAUCAAGAAGGUUGGCCACUCCUUAAAGAAACUCCAGGUUGUGAUUGACUCAGUCCAAGGUGCCUCUGGUGCUUUUCAGAUUGAUUCCUUUUAUACAAAAUUUCCUGAGCUGGCCUCCUCAAAUUUAUCAAGAAGCAAUCCAUUUUCAACCUCAAAGCAGCUUGAUCAUCCAGAGUCAUCAAGCAUACAGCCUGAGGGAGGUAUUUUCCGCUCCCAGGUGACUGCACCGAAAUCACCCUCUUCCUCAUGCAGUCAGAGUUCCAGUUCAAGCCAUUGUUUUUCUAGUGGGACACAGCAACACGCAUCUGCAUUCACCAUUCCCACCAGCAGAGAUCCUAUGCUUGGAGAAAACUCAGGUAAUUGUGUGUUAAAGAGGGUCAGAAGUGAUGCAGAGCUGCAUGCCUCUAUUCAAGCAGAACAAAACCUGCUGCCAAGAUCUCAAAGCCAUAAAUCUCUUUGUGAACAGCCUGAUUUGGGAAAGCUUCCGCCAUUAGCUAAAAAGAGCAACAGGAUAUCUCAAGAGAUCGAUGCUCAGAGAGUGAAAGUCACAUGUGGAAAUGAGAAAAUCAGGUUUCGCAUGCCAAACAAUUGGGAACUUAAAGAUCUAUUGCAAGAAAUUGCAAGACGAUUUAAUAUAGAUGACAUACAUAAAUAUGAUCUGAAGUACUUGGAUGAUGACUCUGAUUGGGUCUUAUUAACAUGUGAUGAUGAUUUGAAGGAGUGUAUUGACAUAUGCCAAUCAUCUCAAAGCCACACAAUUAAACUCUUGCUCCAAAUUUCUCCUUGUCUUUUGGACAGGUCUAUGAAAAGCCGUGACCUUUCAUGAUAUUAGUGAAAUGCUUUGUGUCAAUGAAGUUGGAACUUGGAAGCAUGUUCGUACUUCUGGAGUUGAUGAUGUCCUCCAUGAAGUCGAUUGUGUCAAUGUUGAAAUGUUAAAGCCUUGGGGCGGACUGCUGAACCAUGAACAAAGAAUCCCAACAGCAAUCUUGAUACUCGCAAUCGUGAUUAUUGGAUUGCAAAACGACAAGCUAAAAAUAGUAGGAAGUUUGGAGCUUGACAGAAGUUGACGAUUUUGCUUCUGUUAUGUGAGUGCCUAACAAAGUUAAUAAAGAAAAAGAGUCCAUACAAGCUUAUUCAAACUAGUUUGGAAUUGAAACUUAGUUGUUGUUGUAUUAUGUGGGGGAUUGUGCCUGUACAUUGGAUGGGGGAGUGGAAUAACCUCUAUUUCAGGUGUAAAAUGUCCUAAUCAAACUGAAAUGGAGGUAAAAUUUUUUGGAUCACGAAUGUGGUGUAUCUUGAUAAAAGUAAGUUCCUUCUUUGGCUCUUCUUUAAUUUUCA
This is a messenger RNA of Hevea brasiliensis (rubber tree), 3643 nucleotides long. RefSeq names its product protein NLP5. Gene Ontology annotation, molecular function: protein binding; DNA-binding transcription factor activity. Lineage: Eukaryota; Viridiplantae; Streptophyta; Magnoliopsida; Malpighiales; Euphorbiaceae. The coding region runs from base 327 to 3131 and encodes 934 amino acids. The transcript has 4 exons. The record is from RefSeq and is a predicted model, not a curated record.